CUGGCAUCAAGUCAAGAACAACAUCUGGCUAGGUGGGCCUAGGGAUUGUAACUCUGUCGAAGGAAUCUUCAUGUCGUUCUGGCAAUUUACUUGUGCAACAUCCACUACUACUACUCUGGAGCAGCAGUGGAAUUUAAUAUAGUUGUAACGACGAAGUAUCAACGCUGAACAAAAACAGCACGCUCUAACAAAUUAGAAAGUACCUAAUAUUAUUUCUGAAUUUGUAUGUGAUUCUUCCAGGCUCGCUCAAUACACAAAAAAACCAUGUUGUUGGAACACGGCUUCAAACGGUUAGUGUCUUUUCCGGCUCAGCCGGAGGGCCGUGAGAAGAUGGAACGGAUUAAACGGCUGUGUGGUCAGCGGUUUAUCGCAGAAGACGAUGGAGUCAUGAUGAUUGACCUACUUGAAUUAUGGCUAUCCUCGGAAAGAUGUAGACAAUUAUCCAUCGGUAAAUUUUGGUUUUACGCAACUUACACUGGCAUUCUGGGGCGUUGUUGAGGAGAAAAUUUUUCUUGAUUAGUUACGAAUCCAUCUCGUCUAUGUUGAUUCAACGACCCUGGUAGUAACACUUUGUCAUCGGAGUAGAGCGAUUGCUCUUAGGGGUAGCGCCGCUAAUUGAUGGGCUAGCAUUCGACUGCUGUUAUGGGGGUGGACUUUUCCUGCUCGGCGAGCUAUUUCGGACAGGCGACUUCGAACCUGGCGUGCCCGUGGAUACGGACAAGGUUUUUUGCGUUAAUAAAUUCAAGUAGUAGAAGUAGAAGUAGAUCCUGAAUAAGAUGCUGUAUUUCUUCUAAGGUCGAGUAUUGAUAGAUUUGGAAAAACUAAGAAGGAAUACCCACAGACACCCAAACUGUUGUUGUUGCUUGGAGUUAUUUUUUCUCUUGUGAUUUGAACCUGUUUUACUUCUCCAUACUCUGACGGGAUCCAUGAGCAUGAACCUAUAUUCACUGUGGUAGUAGUUGCACAACGAACUAUUUAAUUCCGCAUCAAGAACAAUCCAGAGUCUGUUUUUACAACCACAACGUAUGGCCCAACUACAUAGGCACUUGGGUACUACGUCUUGACGCUGGCCCACCCCCAUGUAUGCAAGAUUAUCGACGAAAGCGGACUUAUUGUUAAGGCUCGAGAAAGGCCAUCGAUCUUUCAUCUCAGCAUCUGACUUGGCCCUAUUUAUUUAUUUGAAGAUCCUGAACGAGAUGGAUUUAGGCAACAAGAUCUAACAUUGAGGUGGGGGGAUUCCUUCUUGCCAAUUACCAGUCAGUGCAAUCGCGAUAUCCCAAAGAGGUCGCUGCGAUUAUCUUACGGAUUCGGAUCAUACUCAUAAGUAGAUAUUUCUUUAUGAUCUUGAUCAUCAAGAUCAGGAGCAUAUCUAUGUUCUUGUGCUGUGGAGUCCGAGGUACGUUUAGGGCCUAGUACGUGCUCAAGAAAAAGUUGACAGCACUAAUUCUUUCGAAAAACGUUCUCUCUGGUGAUGUCUUGCGGUACCUGCAGUACGCACUCGACAUUAAGACUACGUACUAGAAAAACUUUACAACAAGGAUAGAGGACAGGUGUGCGUUUAAUAAGCAGUUCUUGUUUGAAUAACCAGCACAGCGACGGGGGCGCUACCCGACAAAGAAACACACUUUUAGAAUCUUCAGGGACAGGUCGUGGGGAUCAUACUUACAUCAUAUUUAAGCACCCGCGUGAAUAUUGAUGUUGGGUCGUACCUCGUAGCUCGUCGAUCGCGUGCUUAUCAAACAUGAUGAUCUGGUGUGUGCUGGACCCUGAGAAGAUAAUGCUGUUGAUCGGAAUCUUAUCAUGGUGUUUUCAUAUGAUAGACCUAUUUUUAUUUAUAGCAAUAGCGAACUUGUUGGUCAAUGGUCAUUACUGGCUCAAGAUCCAAUGGAUGAACCUGAUUUCAAUGCCAAAUGACUGCUCUCACUCGUCACCUUGAUCAUGAUCAAUACCGUUCCUUGUCCUGAACUCUUGUUAGUUCCUCGUAUGAUCAUCAUUUGAACUCAAUGAAUUCCAACAUGAAUUAGCAGCAAGAUCUCCCAGAUCUUUAACUGCACUAUGACCCUUCAUGAUAUCCCAAUGACAUUGAACCCAUUUUGAUACCAUUUCAGGGCCUUAAACAGUCAGUGAUCAUUCGGCACGUCCGUUCUGAUCGUCUUUCUGUUACAUUGCAACAGUAGUCAUUCCAUUUGCUCUCUAGAGCCUCGUAUUGCGCUUGGACGUGUUCGGGUGUUCCAACAGAACUUCUUAUAGGAGAUCAUUCUACAAGACACAUAAUUUGUAGUUUUUCUAAUGAUAAGAGAGUUAAUCAGGAACCUGCUGAGGACGGGGGGAUGGCUUCGACGAGGUCCUCUUCUUCCGGAGGGGAAAACGAGGAGAGCGUCAGCACAGCUAAACAGAAGGCACCUGCUAGUUUUUAAGGGUAUCUUGGUACUAGAAAUUCCAUACUCUUCUAAAAGUUACUUAUAAAGUGGCGCACGUUCUUUUGGCUUUUUUGGUCCCGAGAUGUCUGUAGUUAAAAGAUCGCUUUCCUCCAAGCCCAAGGGCGGGUGGGAUCUUCUACUACCUCUAAAAAGUGCAUGGUGGUUUUCAAAAAGGAUCGUUGGCACUGGAUGAUGGUAGUCGCGCGCGUGCAAUCGAGAUAAAGGAGCGGGCGAACGAGUUAUAUCGUCAGGGAAUGCUUCCCGGAAAUGCGAAAGGAAAAGGCUUGUUGCAGCAAGCAGCAAAGAUGUACGAGGAGGCCUACGGUAAUUUAGAUAUUUGGUACUUCUCUAUGGACAGUGGCGGCUGCGUCUGUCGACUUUUUUCGUUUGUCUUUCUGUCUCUUAGUAGUCAAUCUGUCUAGUUGUUAACCUAUGCCCAGAAAGAAGGCAAAUGCUACAGUCUCAUGAUUUGAGUUCGUUUCCUUGGUUAGCUGUCUCGUUCCAGUUGUUGUAGAGCAAGAUGAAGAUAGGACUUUUAGUAAGUAAACACAGGUAUACACGCCGAUUAUGUUUACUUGUCGAAUGCGGCGCAGGCAUUGUGCACCAGUGAAGACUGGAUAGGGGCAAAAAGCUAUGCUGAGCGUGCACUGGAGCAGUGCUCUCGAGAGUUAGGGCUCAAUAGAUACAAUUCAUUUCUACACGCCCUUUCUCUCUAGGCUAUUUCCUUCGUUCUUGGAAUCGGGAGAUAGGUAGGCAAGAAAUGGAUCUUCUUGAGCUCUAAGAGACGAGAUGGACGCUGUGGCUGGUGGCUACAGCAGCACCGCUUCCGCCUCUUUGGAGGAGCGCACAAGAGUCGCCCUCCAGAAACGGAAGUUAGGGAUCGAUGCAGUCACUGAUCACCUCUCUCUCAUUUAUCGAAUAGACUAUAAUCUGCUGAGGACACUGUCAGAGUCACUGACUCAGCAUGAUCUCUAUCUACUUAUUCAUGUACAAAGAUGACUAUGAUGUUGGUUCUUAUAAAGGUAUCUCAUGUACUGAAUAGACUCGAUUGUUCUUGAAGACUGGAUUUCGAUUUUCUCUCAUGUAUUUCAAGAGUGGGAAUUUUUAAGAAUAGAAGAAGCAAGAAGGCCAAGAGUCGAUCCUGCACUCCACCUCCACUAAUAUAUUAAGUUAGAUAUUAAGCCCACACUGCGAGUUCGAAAUAAACAAGAUAUAAGUACUGACUGUUGGUCUCUCUGUUGAUCACCGUCUACUAGUACUCUCAUUAAAUUAUAAAGAUUGCCUAGCUCUAAGGAAGAUACUGCAACGGCUAGCGACAGCGCAGAUUCACCUCCGGGAGUUCUCUGCGGCGGCCGCAAGUCUCAACUCAGCACUCGCAGUCUGCAAAAGAUUCGUUCGGGAGAAGUCCUUAUGUCACAUCUCAACUUUGACAGGAACGUAAUCGAACCUGUUGACUCCUCUAGACUUCUACACUCAUCGAUUACUUAUAGUACAACCUCCCUUUUUAGUUUACUCCGUCAAAACUCAGAGGGAAGGGGAUGAACCAACACUGCUUCUGCAGUUGUAAAAACCAGCAAGGGGAGCAGGAACUGCAGCUGUGACUGUGACGUCAUUUCUACGUGCGUUAGCAUAUGAUGAAAAACUUGCACCUCCAACAUUUUCUGCAUCCUCGGGGUCGAUUAAGGCUGGGAGCAAUAUCUUAAUGCUGGUAUCGUAUGGUGCAGUCACUGCGUAGCCCUGUCCGUAUGUACUCCUGUUUCUGAAACACAUUUGCUUUGUUACCGAAACAUAUACUACGAGGAUUAAGGGUUUAGGAGGGGUAAGGGUUUAGGAGGGGUAAACCCUUAGGAGGGGUACCCGAAAACAUAUACGUUAAUAACUGAGAACGUAGUUGUCCUCGUAGUUCAUCGAGUUCAUCUCCUUUCUUUAUGAUGUUUGUUGAUGAUGCUGGGACGUUUUCUCUGCUAAGACCGGCAGUAGUUCAUCAGCAGGAGAUGGGAUUGGAGCAAGAGAUGGGAGUGGAGCAAGCGAGCUCUUUGCGCUGUGUAAGCAGAUUCCUGCAAGCGCGUUGCCUCCUGUUAAGACUCAGCUGCAGUCGUGAGUUUCUAGAAUCAGGGCGUUGGUUAGACGACCACUUCUGGUCUAUCUUCUAGUACCAAUACCAUCAGCAAUCUGGAGCAUAAAAACUGCUCUAAUCACCACCACGAGUGGGUGCUGCAACAUGCAAGUGUAGAAAAGCAUUUCAACAAGUCAGAUUACGUCCUGAUGGAAAAAAGGAUCUGCGGAAAAUGGGCGUAUGGUCCGCCGGACAAUUAAGGCGAACUGCUGAAAACGGAUUUUACACAAGGAUCUAUACUAUUACUAGUAGUUCAAGAGUACUAGUAUAAGUAAAUCAUGCUUCAUCAGUUCCAGGGAGUGUAGUAUGCCUCAUCUUCUUAGACAAACGAACUAGGCUCUGGAGUCUCAUGAGAGGAAGGGUUAGCGUUAGGGUUUAGGGAGAUAUAAUACAAGUAUGGCAUACUGGUAUCCUCGUUCGAAAACUAGUACCACAGAUAUUAAUGUUGAGCAAAAAUAAAAACUACCGUUACAACCUGCUACUUCUCUAAUUUCAGCCCAACAAUUUUGAGAUCCGCUUGCUGCCACACGGCGCACUAGUCUACGUCGAGUUCGAGGUCUCAGUGGAGCUAUUGCAAGAUCGCCUGCUUUCGUGGCAUGGCGAUUUCUCUCUGGUUCCUGGCAUGAUGCUGGAGUUGAAUUUCGAACCUAGUAUGGAUUCUAUGACAUGGAAAAACAAAAAGUGUCGUGCUUCUCAUCAUAGUUGUCAAGAUCUAAUUAGAAUUACUUAUACUUCAAGAGUAUUUAAUUGACUUCUGUUGGUGAGGUUUUUAAUAACGAUCGACUACUCCACUUUCAUCCAACCUGUUGUAUCUGCAUUACUUACUUUUCUAUCUUCCUCUGGUCUUUCUUUUUUCUAGUUAGGUCGGCUCCGCCACAAUUACUUAGGCAGAAGUCGGGGCUAGGCCAGAAACUUAACCUAGGCGUAGGCACGUUCCAUUAUCCAGAAGUUACGUUCCGGGUAUUGCUGAGGUACCUUCAUACUGUUACCUCAAGCUGCUCAAGUUGAGCAUGCAAUGAUUGAGAAGUUAAGUAUACAUAGAUAGGAAGGUUUCACUUGAGUUGUACUAUGAGAUGAAAAAGUUUGAGGUGUACUAUGAGCUGAAUGAGUACACUUUUUUACUUAAGUUUAUUUAUUCCACUAUCGGGCUCGGGGGCUGGUCUAAAACUCCAUCAUCUUCAUCUUUAUGGUCUUGUCUUCAUAGAUUCGCUGAGCGUGACAUUCGUCCCACCUCCGCCAGAGGAGAUGACGGAUGAAUUUCGGGAAAAAUUUGGGAAGGGUCCCCAAAAAUUCUCGGCCCGGCGUGUCUCCUUCAGUCCCGAGUACCUAGCGACUCUGGAAGAAAGGGAAACAGGGAAAGCGACUCUAGAAGAAAGGGAUGGCGAUUCUAGAAGAAAAGACGACUCGGCGAAACUAGACGACCACCAGAAGUCGAGUAAAAAAGCGACCACAAUAGACAAGAGAGACGAACGAAGGACAACAUCUUCGUCUUCUGAAAGAAGAAUAGACGAGCAGCUGGGAAAGGUGGGACAGACACCUCAGCAGGAAAAAGCGGCCAGGCGGCCAGCAGGCGUAGAGUUAAGCUCUGUUGGAAUAUAUUAUUCCUGACCUCCUGUGUAACCACAUGGUAUCAGCAAAACUACUUACCUAUGUACAUUUGUUGUAUCUACAAGGCGACUAAGUAUUCAGAAUAAGAGCAGUUAAGAGAGAUCUAUACUUGUCUCGUCUAAUUAAGUAUUAGAAUGAGAGCAGUCUAUACUUGUCUACUAAUACCUAGCUUCGCUUUCAUCACUGUCUUCACAGUGAAUAACGAUUUACCUAGAGAGGUGUCCGUCGGUCUCCCGUAUAGCUGUACUAACCGACGUCUCCUGUGUAGUAUUAAGUUGCUGAUGAAGUCUAAGUCAAUUGUGAGAGAUAUGAAAGGAAGUCGUAAGGCUUCUACUCAAGGAAAGAAUUGAUUACUAUCUAAUGAAAGCCAAUUCAAUCUAGACAAUUCCAUCAUGUGUGCGUUUUUCUUUAUGCUUACAUUACACCCGCACCAGUUAGAUAAGCUAUUAGCUUAUCUAACUGCGGGUGUCAUUGAAGUUAAACGACCUACAACCUAGACAAUUCCAUCGUCCUUCUUACUACAAUUACUACUACUUGCAGUUCUAUUUCUAAUGGAGCGUUUUUUUGUCACCGCGUGUGAGUCGCAUUCCUGCCUAGUCGGGGAGUACAGGGUCAUGGCUGAUCCUGAAAAUGGCAAGCCGUGCUAUGUAAAGACAGUCGAGGACGAGGACGGCACCCGUCGUGUUAAGGUCCGAUCAUUCAAAGAAGAAGAGCAAAAAGAUCAUAUUAUACAUCUGGGUUACAACUUUUAACUGAUCACUCAAAGAAGUAGAUUAAGAUUUUUUACAUUGCUUUUCUUGUUCUAGUUCUUAGGUCCGAACAAUGGCAUACAUUUCCAACAACAAACUUAGAGGAGAGAAUAAUUAAUGAUCGUUCCCGUACUUCGUUCGACUCUUCACUUUUCAUUGACUUGUUUGAAUUUGACAGACUUCUCGUCUUAUACUUUGCUUUUUUUGCACAAUAGACAGUAGGUACAACUCUUCUCGUGAAUCAGAACCAUCUUUAGUACAAAGAUUUACUGCAUCAUGCUAAUCAUGAACAGACGAAGACGAGUGCUACCUAUUAUUGCUGGUUUCGUGGUGGACAGUGGGUAUUUACGACUCUCUUGGAUGCCUCACCUUAUCGGGCUCCAUUCUUACUACGGUGUGCGAACGCAAACGGUCCUACGCCUCUGCAGUUGAGACCAAGGCCUUUUUGGUUUGCGAAGCAAGGAAAGGUUAGGACUCAAGAUCCUUGGGAAAGUCCUGUUCAGGUAAUCCAUGAUCUCCAAAAGCAGCUUGCUUGGAGCUUCUAAGUAAGCAUUAAUUCUCUCAAAUUGAUUCUGCUGCAUUUUUACAGUAAAAAUGAAAAGGUGGAAAACGAAUUUUUAUAGUCCUAUUCACUUAAGAACUUCUACUUCACAAGAAAGCAUCAAGAUGAAGGAUCUCAAGGUGUUGAAGGAUCUCGUCAAGAUGUGCUUCAUCUACUAUUUCGGAGGUGACCUCCUGCUCUAAGAAGGGACCCGAAGUGCGUGAUCCGACUGUAUCGCUGAAUCAAGAAACGUCUUUGCCAUCAUCGUCCUCGUCGUCCGCCUCCUCCUCUUCAUACCAGGUGGACGGUGGCACAGCUUCAGUAACAACGAUUUCCACAGCAGGCGAGAGGAAUGAUAACGCUUCCUCUGACAAGACUCAGAACAAUCACGAGAAGACGAAGAGUUCUCGUAAAGAACUAUCAUGUAGCUUCCCGUCUUCAUCUUCUUCAGUGUGUGCGAGUCAGGGUGGAUUUUCUGAAGAGGCGAGAAUACCACAAUGCGUUUUUUUAGACCAUCUAGUAGUGCCCGUGCCGAACGACGGGGACAGCGGCGGGAGGUCUUCUCCCAGAACAAGGGUGUCUUCUACUUUGGCGAAAAGGAAGAGAGCGGGCAAAAAGGUUCCGUCGCGUAUUUCCGGGUUUUAUGUGAAGACUGCUGGCGUGCGUGGUGAGGAAGCGUCCAACAUCGAGGGGUCGAACAUCGAAGAGGGAUCGCAGUUUGUGAGCACACACGACGAGGGACUAUGCCUUCGUCUGCGGCUGGAGGAGGCACGCCUCCAUUGGGUGGUUUGGGACGCCAAUGAGAAGGUGGUAAUAGCAAGAUGGCGCGAUGAACAUCAACAAGAUUGUGAAGUCGUCGAUCGUAACGAUUCGUCUAUUCAUUCGCCUAGAAGUCAGAACGCGACUUCUUCGGGUACAAGUAGCUGUAUAGUGACAGGAGGAAAACGACGAUUAUUGCCCGCGGUGGCACCUUGGCUUUCCACAGAUGCCUCAGCGGGAGUGAAGCAGGAAAAUGCUGGGCAAAGCUGGGCUUGGGAAACUUAUGGCUAAUUGUAUUUCAACGCUUUCACCUUUUACUCAAGGUCAAGUUGCACAAUAAUUAGAUCCUAUGCUUGUAUCAUUUUUUUCAUUAAUACAACUUUCUCUCUCUCCAUUAAUAUCUAUUCAAUAUCAUCUCUGUCAUGUUGGUACACUUGCGUCACUCAUUUCCAGUGUUCGUAGGGGUAGAGACACACAGUCACGGGUCGUAAAAACAGCCAAGAGAUUCCGCACAACAUUCUCAUGUAGUUGAUAAACAAGUCUAGAACUUCUAAGGCUACAAGGAGUAACCAAGCCUAGACUUCGUAGUACGAAAACAUUCUGCUGAGGCUAGGAGUAAUGAACUACUAGCCUAGAACUUCUACUAGAGGAAGUAUUCCGCACAACAUUGUCAGGCUACAGAAAGAAAUAAAGAAAAACAAGCCUUAAUCUUCUCGGUGAAGUGGUACUAAAACUAGUAAAGUACAAGUACGAUUUCUUGCCGAUCUGUUCCACGAUUUCUUCUCUCUAGACUACGUUCUAAGAAAACGUGGAGCAGAUCGGCAAGAAAUACACAUGGACGCAAUCGCGGACGUUCAGCCGGGAUCGCAUGCUUCGGUGUCUGCCAGUGCCAGAAUUUCUCACCGGAGGGCUACUCACAUCCGCGAGACUGGAGUUGUGGGGUCGGGCCACCUUACCCGCUCGCCCAGCACAACUUGAUGGAAGUGAUCAUCAACAUAAACAACAUGAACAACAUAAACAAGAACACGGAAGUGAUCAUCAACAUAGACAACAUGUAGAACAACAACAACAACUAGAUGCUGUUUAUUUAAGGCUCAACUUUCAUUGCUUUCAUUGAGGUUGGUCACUGAGAUCGAAGAGGGGCCCCCUUGAGAGAACAGGGGAAAACUGAGGGAAAACAAGGAGAGAGAUGCGGGGGGCCUCCUAUUCAGAGUCAGUGAGCAAUGAAUGCUGGCCUGCUUUAAUGUAUCUACUGAAACACUGUGACGUUGCAACCGCUACUACUUGUUGUAGUGGUCUUCGUGAGCAAGGCACAACUACGGACGAGGCAGUCAUCAGGGUCAAUUGUGACAGAGCUGGCGCCACUAUUAAGGCCAGUCAAUCUUCACUAUCUGGUGUCGUGGACUAUGUAUGCUGAGUGAGUUCUCCCUGCGAACAAGUCCUGACUCAGGGGGAAUUCAAUGUAGUAACUUGUAAUUACAAGGUACAAGGAAAAAAGGGACGAAUCUACUGCGAAUCCAGCCACGACGGAUAGUGAUUGGCUGGCGUUAACGCUAGCAGCUUCGAGAUCCGAAAUCCGUUCACGUCUGGCGGAGAUGAUCUGGAUCUGAUGUUUCAGAAAAAGCAGAAUCAUCUGAUCAUUACACCUAGACUUUAAGGGGGUCGUGUUGAGUAGAAUCAUCUGGGUGAUGAGAUGAAAUGAUUUAAUUAUUGAGGAUGACUUACACUCAGUUAGAAUCAUCUGGGUGAUGAGAAAUGAUUUAAGCGGGUGAUCAUGAGGAUGACUUUUCACACCAAGAGCUUACUUACUCGGGUGGAUAUAUCAUCUUUUCAGGAGGUAGUAUUAGUGCGACGUGAUGGUGAACAAGGUUCGAUUGUACUUACUAGCACAAGAAAGCGAGACGAUACUAAGAUUGUUCUUGUACCUGCAAGAGCAGCACGUCUAGCACUACAUCCUGGAGCAGAAAAACAAGCACUGAUGUCAGAAAAGAUAGCAAUUCUUCUAAGUAGCACUUCUAAGUGCUCAUGCAGAAAAACAAGCACUGUCACCUGUGAAUAGAAGCGGAUCGAACUCAAUCUAUUUGUCGCCUGAGCAUUUUUGAUGCCGAUCACUAGUCAGGAGGGAGCAUUUUCCUCCUAAUCCCAAU
Messenger RNA from Amoebophrya sp. A25, 10340 nucleotides. NCBI's taxonomy places the organism in Eukaryota, Dinophyceae, Syndiniales, Amoebophryaceae. The record is from the annotation of a GenBank genome assembly.